This is a messenger RNA of Rana temporaria (common frog), 3023 nucleotides long. RefSeq names its product PPP2R1A-PPP2R2A-interacting phosphatase regulator 1-like. The record is from RefSeq and is a predicted model, not a curated record. Gene Ontology annotation, molecular function: protein serine/threonine phosphatase inhibitor activity. Lineage: Eukaryota; Metazoa; Chordata; Amphibia; Anura; Ranidae. The transcript is spliced from 10 exons. The coding region runs from base 194 to 1012 and encodes 272 amino acids.
CUGCUCAGUCUCGGCAUAGGGAGGGCUGGAGAGCUUGGCCUGGGCCUGAGCCGGGGCUUCCUCGGCCUCACACAGUGCAGAGGGCGACAGGAGAGCGCCAAUCGUCUUCCCUGGUUGUGGUAUGGAGCCCUGAGCUCGGAGCUUGUCUGCUGAGGCCUUGUACUGGGGAGGGAGGAGGAUCGCUGCUGCCAUCAUGGCUCAGGAGAAAAUGGAGCUGGACGUGGAGAUCCCCAGCGAUGGUAGCCUGAGGAGGUCCAAUAGUGCCCCCCAUAUUAACGGGCUCAGCGAUCACUCACCAGUGUUCCAAACCUAUGCAGUAAGGGCACGCAGAAACAGCACCACUGUGGUGAACCGCCAGAACCUGGUACCAUCUUCCUCCCCUGUGCGAAUACCAAGCAGCAGACUUUAUCAGCUGAAAAGGGAGGAGGGAGUGGAUCUGAUGAAUCGAGAGACCGCACGUGAAAGGGAAGUGCAAACUGCAAUGCAAAUGAGUAUUUCCUGGGAGGAAAGCUUCAGCCUGAGUGAUAAUGAUAUUGACAAGCUUGAUAAACCUUCAUCCCCAAAACGUGUUGACUUUGCUCCAGUGUCACCAGCCCCUUCGCCUACAAGAGGAAUAGGAAAGCAAUGUUUCUCGCCUUCUUUACAAAUGUGUUUGAGCAGUAAUGGCUUGCCUCCAAGCCCUAUACCUAGUCCCACAAGACGAUUUACCACCAGGAGGAGUCAGAGCCCAAUCAACUGCAUUCGCCCGAGUGCACUUGGCCCCAUAAAAAGAAAAGUUGAAAUGGAACUUGAAAACCAUCCAAAAAGGCUGUUUCAAGGAACUACAACCAUACUAUCCCCUGACGUUGCUCAUCUAUCUGAUUACAGUUGCCUUUCUUCAGACCUUGAUAGCAGCAGCAGCAUUGGCUUCCCCGACACGACGCCUAAAGAUGGUUGUGUGACUGACUCACCUGUGGCUUGUUCAAACUCCAGCUCUUCAUUCAUAUCAUUAGAUGAUCUUUCUCCAAAGUGAAGGUCCUAGCACAGGUUGUUUGGAGACUGCAUGGCGGAGUACAAAGCAAAGUGAUCUACUCUUCAAGCCCUGUCCUUGUGUGUGUAUUCACUUUUUUUUUUUUUUUUUAUAAUUAUUAUGUAUAUAAAAAAUGCCCCUUCCUGUGUGGACUGUUACAGAAAAGAAAGUAGGGGGCUGUAUAUUUUAUGUACAGAAUAGUAUGUACAGUAUGUGUACAUAUUGCCUGUAUCUUCCAGGUCUUUGACUUUUUUUUUUUGUCUUUGCUAUUAUUUAGUGUUUAUUUAUUUUAAAAUGUAAAGUAUGUGAGGUCUGUAACCAUGGUCUAAGAAUGUACUCAAAGUGCUUGGUUACAGAUUUUGACCAGCGUUGACUGUCGUUGGUGUUUUUUUUUGUCCGCUUGAUAAGAUUUUUACAUUCAUUUGAAAUUGACAAAUUGAAUUGGUUCUGUCCUGUCAGGUUACUGUCCAUGUCCUCCAAUGUUUCUGCAUGUUAUGUGUUUUUAUUUUUUUUUAUUUUUUCUGGGCACUUUUUUUUUUGUUUUUUUUUUUUGACUGUUCUCACUUUACCAUCUAUGUAAUUGUAUAAACACAUGCUUAGUCCCAUGGUAGUUUGCAGGCCAUUCCAACCAACUUUUUUUUUUUUUUUAAACUUGUUUGGAUGCCUUGGUCUAGCUGGUUGUUUUUUGCAAUAUAAAUCUGGCUGUGAUCUUCUGAAAAUUGCAGUGUUUGUUUAUGCUGUGCAUAUGGCAGGCUGUUCUAUUCCUUUCUACCUUCCUCACUCGAUAUUCGUUGUUUCCCAGUUUCAGGUGACCAAAGGAUAGAAAUUGGUUGGUUGAAGGUGCAUCUUUUCCAAUAGUUUCGGUCAUGUGGUUACUGAGAACUAGGAAACUGAUAAAACUGUUUGGUUUUCCAUCCAACUUUCAAAGUGCAGCAACUCUUCACACAAUAGUGUAGUUUAAAGACAGAUCCACAGGACAAUCUGGAAAAAAGACUGAAUAUACUUGACUUUCCAGCAGGCUGUGUAUUAAAAUGGCUGCAGCUUUGCUAUUCUACAGUUGCAGCAUUUAUUCCACAUUUUGGGUGUACAGAAUAUCUGCUACCUCACUGCAAGCUGUAGUUAAUACCACUGGCUCCGUACCUCACUACAGGACCCACAAGAGAACCCACUGAGCGGGCAAACAGUUAUUCCACCAAUCCAGUGGGACUAGUACAUGUAGUGGCCAGGAGCAGUAAGUAGCUUUUCAACACAAGGUCCACUGGAAAGAUAGGUAUUCACUCUUAUUUCACAGGCUGUCUUGUAUUUAUGUUUAGAAGUGACCCUUUUGGUGACCGGGUGCCUUUGGGGUUGAUUGAAUAAAACUGGAGAGUACAUAAUCCUGGUGCAACUGUGCAUAGUAGUCAAUCAGCUUCUAUCUUCAGCUUGCUCAAUUAAGCUGGUUUCAAUGAAGAGCUGCACCAGAUUUUGUGUUGUUUUAGUAAAUCAAACCCUUUUAAAGCUUGGUUGUGACUUGCGACGCAACUUUGCUAUGCGACCUUCUGUCCACUUGAGUACUACCUUUGAUAGAAGUCACCUUGAAACAGUACCUUUUCUAAAGUCGGAGCGACUUCAUUAGUGCUAGUUAGGACAGCUCUCAUUGACUAACAUUGAAUUUGACAUGUCAUGCGACUUGGGUCUUACAAGUUAGAUCCCAAGUCGCAGCAAUGUGAGCCGAGCCUUAGUCCGGAUGGUAUUGGGAUUUAGAGACCAGGUAGCCAGAUGCACAAGAUAACUAAUCAAAUGAGAAAUAAUUGCUCCUUGCCAUGUCUGUCAUGUUUGGCUAGUAUUUUUAACUUUUACUAGCAAAGGUGUGCCUGUUCCAGAAUGAAAAAUGAUUAUGUUCUUACAAAUGUGUAAAAUUUUACAAAAUUAAAACAGCCUAUUUAUUUUUAAUAAAUCUUGGUUUCAUGGCAAAUCAAGUUUAAAGUAUUACCAAAAUAAAAAAUGUGACCUAGAUUUAUUACCUGCUAAUCCA